CCGCCCUACUCCCGCCGCCGCCGACGCGCGAAGCAAAGCAGGAUGCCGGCCGGCCAUGGUCUGCGGUCGCGGACGCGCGACCUGUUCGCGCGCGGGUUCAGGAAGAAGGGUUACAUCCCGCUCACUACCUACCUGCGCACCUACAAGGUCGGGGAGCACGUCGACGUCAAGGUGAACGGCGCCGUACACAAGGGCAUGCCGCACAAGUUCUACCACGGCCGUACCGGACGCGUGUGGAACGUCACCAAGCGCGCCAUCGGCGUCGAGAUCAACAAGCAGGUUGGAAACCGCAUUAUCAAGAAAAGAAUCCAUGUCCGUGUCGAACAUGUGCAGCCAUCCAGGUGCGCUGAGGAGUUCCGCCUGAGGAUUGCCCAGAACGACAAACUCAAGGCAGAGGCCAAGGCACGUGGUGAGGUUAUCAGCACCAAGAGGCAGCCGCUGGGCCCCAAACCCGGCUUCAUGGUCGAGGGUACUACGAUUGAGACGGUCACUCCCAUUCCCUACGAUGUGGUCAAUGAUCUCAAGGGUGGUUACUAGGAUGUUUGAUCUAUCUGCCUGCAUGCCAGUUCGAUCAAUAUCCAUGUUGCUCUUGUGAGUAGGAUUUGCUCUCUGAGCAGUAGUCUGGGUCUUAAUUCCUGUCAAGAAGAUUCUCCGGUGUAGGUCUCUAUCCUGAGUUUUGCAGAAAUGCUAUACUGUGCUAUUUCCUUAAGAAUGAUGAUGAUGUGCUCUGUUGAACUAUAGUUACAUUGCGAACCUUAAAAGAUGCUCUUUCUGUACUAGUGAGUUACUGUGAUGA
Messenger RNA from Lolium rigidum, 796 nucleotides. Its product is annotated as 60S ribosomal protein L21-2. Gene Ontology annotation, biological process: translation. Lineage: Eukaryota; Viridiplantae; Streptophyta; Magnoliopsida; Poales; Poaceae. The transcript is spliced from 2 exons. Gene Ontology annotation, molecular function: structural constituent of ribosome. Bases 43 to 537 code for a protein of 164 amino acids. Gene Ontology annotation, cellular component: cytosolic large ribosomal subunit; ribosome. The record is from RefSeq and is a predicted model, not a curated record.